Messenger RNA from Rhinolophus ferrumequinum (greater horseshoe bat), 2253 nucleotides. RefSeq names its product ceramide kinase like (gene CERKL). NCBI's taxonomy places the organism in Eukaryota, Metazoa, Chordata, Mammalia, Chiroptera, Rhinolophidae. Bases 96 to 1721 code for a protein of 541 amino acids. Gene Ontology annotation, molecular function: kinase activity. The transcript has 13 exons. The record is from RefSeq and is a predicted model, not a curated record.
UAAAGCCCAAGCAGCCGCGGCCUCCGCUGCCACCUGUUCCUCCUCCUCCGAAGGUCUCCCGAGGCCCUGGCUUCGGCCCAGCCUGUGGCUCAGCCAUGCCUCGGGGCAAGCGGGGCGGCCGCGUGAGCGCCCUGGAGGGCGGCGGGGAGGAAGGGGCGCCCCCGGCUGCGGCCGCUGUGCCCUCCGCGCCGUGGGCGUUCCCGCAGCCACCAGAGGCGGCUGCCGAGCAGGUUCUGCUCCGGGGCAUCUUCGAAAUCGGGAGGAACAGCUGCGAUGUGGUGCUGAGCGAGCGGACCCUGAGGUGGCGGCCCAUCCAGCCCGUGCGCCCCGCGGGUGAUUCCAAGUAUGACGUGUUACAUAAAGAAGAAUUUAUUGAACUCAAGGACAUAUUCUCUGUCAAAUUGAAACGGCGUUAUUUUGCUACACAGCACAAAAAUGGUACUUUAUUGGGUAUCACACUCUUCAUCUGUUUGAAAAAGGAACAAAAUAAACUAAAGGAUUCUACACUUGAUCUUAUUAAUUUAAGUGACGACCACUGCGACAUAUGGUUUAGACAGUUCAGGAAAAUUUUGGCAGGUUUUUCCAACAGACCAAAGUCAUUAAAAAUAUUCCUUAACCCCCAAAGCCACAAAAAAGAAGCUACCCAAGUCUAUUAUGAGAAGGUUGAACCACUGUUGAAGAUUACAGGAAUAAAGACUGAUGUAAUAAUAACAGAAUAUGAAGGGCACGCUCUGUCACUGCUAAAGGAAUGUGAACUACAGGGAUUUGAUGGUAUUGUCUGUGUUGGUGGAGAUGGAUCUGCCAGUGAAGUAGCCCACGCUUUGCUUCUUAGAGCCCAGAAGAAUGCUGGCAUGGAAACAGACAGCAUCCUGACUCCCGUCCGAGCACAGCUUCCACUUGGUUUAAUACCAGCAGGCUCUACCAAUGUACUAGCACAUUCUCUUCAUGGAAUCCCUCACGUGGUAACUGCAACUUUGCACAUUAUACUGGGGCAUCUACAGCCAGUCGAUGUCUGCACCUUCAGCGCCACUGGCAAGCUCCUUCGCUUUGGCUUCUCAGCCAUGUUUGGCUUUGGUGGAAGAACUUUGGCUCUGGCAGAAAAACAUCGAUGGAUGUCCCCUAACCAACGGAGGGAUUUUGCUGUAAUUAAGGCACUGGCACAACUUAAGCCAGAGGACUGUGAAAUAUCAUUUUUACCAUUUAACAGUUCUCAAGAUUUACAACAAAGGAGGGCACGGGGAUCUCCCAAAUCUGACUGCAGUGAUCGGUGGCAAAUGAUCCAGGGUCAAUUCCUGAAUGUCAGCAUUAUGGCAAUUCCUUGCCUGUGUUCAGUGGCACCUAGAGGUUUGGCACCUAAUACCAGAUUAAAUAAUGGAAGUAUGGCUCUUAUAAUUGCACGAAACACUUCUCGACCAGAAUUUAUAAAACACUUGAAAAGAUAUGCCAGUGUUAAAAAUCAGUUCAAUUUUCCAUUUGUUGAGACCUAUACUGUUGAAGAAGUAAAAGUUUACCCAAGGAAUAAAACCGGUGGACGCCAUCCAAAGGAAGAGGAUCAACUGCAUGAAACUGCUUCAGAAGAGAGUUUCCCUUGGAAUGUAGAUGGUGAUUUAAUGGAAGCUGCAUCAGAGGUCCAUGUUAAAUUGCACCCAAGACUUAUCAGUCUUUAUGGAGGAAGCUUGGAAGAAAUGAAUGAUUCCAAAGUAACAUGUAAUUGUUUAUAACAAAUGAAAAAACUAGAAUAUUAAUAUGAAGGAAUAUGGUCAUGCUUUGGUCACAGAUGUGGCCACAGAUAUCCCAGCAGGAAAAAUAGUCUUAUUUUUUUAAAGAAAAAAUGACUCUUUAAAAAAAAGAAAUGACUAUUUUGGGUGGUGUUGGAAAUUAGCUUCUAAGGCUUUAAAAAAACCAAGAUAUAAAAUAUACCAAAAAUGUGUAAAUUCUGGUUUUUGGAAAGUAUUUAUUGGAACUGAAAGCAAACGUUUCAUAUACUUAAACAUCAUGAUAUGUUCUGUCUUUAACCUAGAUAAUUCCAAAGUGAAAUAAUUUGGAUUCUUUCAUGUUUCAGGAUUCGAGCCCAUCAAUUUUGAUGUUAAGUCUCCUAGGCCUGGUACAAACAGACCACAAAGUUCACAGAAGAAUGAUUGUCCUAAUAUGGUACCUAAUCCAGUGAAGUUAAAUUUCAAAAUUCUAUAAUUUCAAAAUUAUACAGCUAGUUAAUGAUAUAACCAGAAAUAGAACUAUUUUUUUUCACAAUCU